Molecule: messenger RNA, 561 nt
Organism: Solanum stenotomum
Lineage: Eukaryota; Viridiplantae; Streptophyta; Magnoliopsida; Solanales; Solanaceae
Product: SNF1-related protein kinase regulatory subunit beta-1-like
Exons: 3
Coding region: 1-561 (186 amino acids)
Molecular function (GO): protein binding
Source: RefSeq, a predicted model, not a curated record
AUGCCUACUUUGAUAACAUGGAGUUAUGGUGGUAAUAACGUUGCUAUCCAAGGAUCUUGGGACAACUGGACAUCAAGGAAAAUUCUCCAAAGAUCAGGCAAGGACUAUACCGUUCUCUUGGUCCUUCCAUCGGGUAUAUAUCAUUACAAAUUCAUUGUGGAUGGAGAAGUUAGAUAUAUUCCAGAACUUCCACGUGUAGCAGAUGAGACAGGCGUCGUCUUUAAUCUUCUUGAUGUUAAUGACAAUGUUCCAGAGAACCUCGAAAGUGUUGCAGAGUUUGAGGCCCCGCCAUCACCUGACUCUAGCUAUGCACAAGCUUUGCUGGGAGAUGAGGAUUUUGCAAAGGAGCCAGUGGCAGUUCCACCCCAACUUCAUCUAACUGUUCUUGGUUCUGAAAACUCAGAAGAAGCACCUUCUUCUCCAAAACCCCAGCACGUAGUACUUAAUCACCUCUUUAUAGAGAAAGGAUGGGCUUCUCAAUCCGUUGUUGCUCUUGGUUUAACGCAUAGAUUCCAGUCCAAAUAUGUCACCGUUGUCCUCUACAAGCCACUGAAGAGGUGA